AUGCGUAUCACCACACGAAGAGUCAGCGAUGGCAAUGUCUUUCCCAUCUCCAAUCCUCGACCACUCACUCGAGCCCCUGCAAUCACCGACACCGAGACAUCAUCAGAUCCUCUAUCGUCAGAUCAGCAGCUGCCAUCUCGACCACGACAUCCAGCUCUUCUCCGACUGCACAAGUUCCGCACCAUUGUCAUUCCCGUGACAGUCAUGCUAGUCUUCACCACGUUGAUCCUGGGUGCCAUCUACGCAUACUGCGUGGCAAAACCACACACGUCAAUCGCCGACCAACUCGCCGUUGACAGCAGUGCCGAAGUCGACGGCUCCAUCUUCUCCCGCCGAUCAAAUGACACCUACUUUGUCUUCGCCCCAACCAAUACCACCACCAUCACCGAGAUUACUCGACGACAAGACGACACCGACCUAAUUCCCGCCAGUAAAGACCCGCAACAGAACUCCAAUGACACCACGUCUCAAGACCGUGACAACACAGAGCCCCAAACCGCCCUGCUAUUCUACACCCUGACCACCCCCGCCAUCAGCUUGAUCCACUUAACUUUCGAGCUAAUAAUGCACCACCACACGCCGCAACACCUCAGCAAACGUCUGGCAUACAUCGUGCUGCUCACCUCAUCCAGCCUUCUCGCCGCCGGCUGGCUGACCACGCUUGGCUUCUGGAUGCACUGCGAACUGCCGCCCUUGAACAGCACGCGCCAGGACCUCUGCCCGAUCCAGGUCCGCGGACACUUCAUGUACGGCAUCCAUGAAGUGAGCAUUGCCAAGACGGUCGUCGCGUGGCUCAUUGCGUUCGUGUAUCUCGGUCAUGUGGUUUGUUUGGCUAUUGGAUGGGCCGCUAUGAAGCGGGUGUGGAGGAUUACCGGUGCUGGAAAAUCGGGUGGGUUGGAGCAUGGUCAGGCCACAGAGAUCGUGGUCUCGGUGGAUGAUCAGUUGAAGAAGGAGACUUAUCUGGCCAGUGGUGGGAGGUAG
Molecule: messenger RNA, 981 nt
Organism: Exophiala bonariae
Lineage: Eukaryota; Fungi; Ascomycota; Eurotiomycetes; Chaetothyriales; Herpotrichiellaceae
Exons: 1
Coding region: 1-981 (326 amino acids)
Source: RefSeq, a predicted model, not a curated record